Olea europaea var. sylvestris is the source of this 1302-nucleotide messenger RNA. RefSeq names its product MADS-box protein 04g005320-like. The record is from RefSeq and is a predicted model, not a curated record. The transcript is spliced from 8 exons. Gene Ontology annotation, molecular function: DNA-binding transcription factor activity, RNA polymerase II-specific; protein dimerization activity; RNA polymerase II cis-regulatory region sequence-specific DNA binding. Bases 370 to 1101 code for a protein of 243 amino acids. Gene Ontology annotation, biological process: positive regulation of transcription by RNA polymerase II. Gene Ontology annotation, cellular component: nucleus. Lineage: Eukaryota; Viridiplantae; Streptophyta; Magnoliopsida; Lamiales; Oleaceae.
CUUUGGGCGAAGGUAUUCCCCACUAUUUAUCUUCUUGGCUCGGAAAACGUUGGUUCCACAACCAAAAGUCCAAGUACUGCAGAACGGAAAGAGAACCAAAGUACCUUACGAAGCAUCAAUUUUUCAUCUAUAUAUACACACAUAUGUGUGCAUAUGUUUUCAUACAUCAGGAAACCUAAGACCUGUCUCAAGUAACAAGGGUAGUUCCUUCCCUAGGAGAAGUAGAAGAAGAGGAGGGGGGAAAAAAAGGGAACAAAGUAUUAGACCUUAGUACAAUCCCAUAUAUGUGCAUAUCCAAAAAAGAUCUGUCUUUGUAAGAAUUUUUACCGUAUUUUCAGAUUACUGUUCUAACAUAAUAUAUAUACAUAUAUGGGGAGGGGGAAAGUUGAAUUAAAGAGAAUAGAGAACAAGAUAAAUAGACAGGUGACAUUUGCAAAGAGAAGAAAUGGGUUGCUCAAAAAGGCCUAUGAGCUCUCUGUGCUAUGCGAUGCCGAGGUUGGUCUCAUCAUCUUCUCCAGCAGUGGCAAGCUUUAUGAGUUCUGCAGCAGCUCUAGCAUGUCCAAGACAAUUGAAAGAUAUCAAAGAUGCAGCUAUGAAGCAUAUAAAAUGAAUCAAUCUUCCAGUGAUGGACAGCAGCAGAGCAUGUACCAGGAGUAUUUAGAACUUAAAGUAAGAGUUGAGAUGCUUCAAAAAUCUCAGAGGUAUUUUCUUGGUGAAGAUUUGGGACAGUUGGGAACAAAGGAUCUUGAGCAGCUUGAGUGUCAACUAGAUACAUCUUUGAAGCAAAUAAGAUCUACAAAGACUCGAUAUCAGCUCGAUCAGCUUUCUGAUCUUCAACAAAAGGAAAGGACCCUGCUGGAAGUUAAUAAAUCUCUAAAUAGCAAGCUAGAACAAUAUAAUGCAGCACUUCAUUCAUCAUGGCAAUCCGGGGAACACAGCAUUCCAAACAGAUUUCAGCCUCCUCAGAUUGGGCAGUUCUUUGAACCUCUUCAGUGCAAUGACACAUUGCAAAUUGGAUACAAUUAUGUGGCAUCGGAUAACAGUGCAGCAUCCACACAAGGUGCAAAUGGAAUCCUGCCCGGAUGGAUGCAUUCACUCUGAAGUAAAUGUGACUUUAUUAAGAAAAUUUAUGUGGGAAACUGUAAAGGAUUCGUUUGAUGGUUAGCUCCUUGUUGCACUCUUCUCUGUUGUGUUCUAAAAGAGAGUAAGCCCUUGAUGGCCAUUAUUGUGUAAAACUGAUGUUCUAAAUAAUGAUUUUGAGGAAAUAUGUGUGGUUAAUGGUAAGAAAGUUGUUUUGGUUUA